GCUUCGACUUGUCAAACUACUGUCCAGAAAUCUUUGUUUAUUGUUUUGCUGCCCUUGCAAUCGAAAGUGAUCGGGAAAACAUGAAUUACGUUGAAAACUUACUAAUUUACGCAAGAAAUCUUUCACCUUUCUAUAUCUUUAGCAUGGUGAUUUCUAUUUGUGUUGUACUGUUGACUGCCUAUUUUGGUUUUACGGGAUGUUCGGCCACACUUGACCGCGACGAGCAGUCGGAGAAAAACGAAAACAACAAUUCUUCAAAAUCGAAAGUCAACAAGCAGACCGAUGAUUCAGCGGACGAACCCGACAGCGAACUGGAGGAGGAAAGUGAAAGAACCCGAAGACUGCACAUCGAAUCCUUGGGACAACUGAAGUCUGCUAAACUUAAAUCGAUUGAAAAGUCUCUAACUGAAGAACAACGGCAAGCGGAAAAAGAAAUUGAACGAGCGCAGCUGGCUGCUAUAUUUGAGCUUUUGAAAAAGCAAGCCGAUAGUUCCAAUAUCAACGAGGACGAUUUGAAAGAGCAGCUUAGUUUGUAUCGCUAAAAUUAUCGACAUAGAUGCUUUGUGGAAAUAUGUCGUAUGCUAGUCAAUUUUUAGAAUUUUACAUUACAUAAUUUCUACAUUGUGUGUCCAUCCGAUAAAGUAAAAUUUAAGAACGAGCAAGAUUUUAUGUUACAGGGGCCAUUAGGGGAAACGGUAAACAAUCACAUCACCAUAUCGAAGCAGAUGCAUCGUUUGCACUCAUUGAACUUGCGCCAUACCCAUGAGUCAUCAAACUCUAAAUGUAACUAAUUUUAAACUAACUAAAUGGAAAUUAGUACGUAGAAAUACAAAAUUUUAUUUACACUGACUGAUGAA
Molecule: messenger RNA, 857 nt
Organism: Anopheles gambiae (African malaria mosquito)
Lineage: Eukaryota; Metazoa; Arthropoda; Insecta; Diptera; Culicidae
Exons: 3
Coding region: 81-542 (153 amino acids)
Source: RefSeq, a predicted model, not a curated record